GAGAUGCGUGAGUCGCAAGGCAAUACCAGGCCUGUAGUCACGGGGCACGCUCCUUCACCAAGUGCGCAUGGAAGUUCACCUGGAGUUCAUACUUCAGGUGGUCUGCGAGAGUCAUAGUCCCUAUUAAGGGUAUUAAUAAAUGCAUCACCGGCAUCAGCGCCUAAGGCCUACAAACGGAGUACCAGAUCAUUCACACGCGCCUUCAAUCCCUAAAUACGACAUCAACUUUGGUGAUAUCCCCCUUCAAGUGCCAGCCAGCUUUGCAGUAUUUGUAUUUCUAAAUUGGAAUCUUCGGUUGCGAAUCUUCAUUAUCAUCCUCCAAGCUUCGAUCAUCGCACGCAACCAUGGCAUCCUUCAACUUCAUCCCACCCUCCUCCCUCCUCGACCAGCACAAGAUCACAACUCACCAAAUCCAACACCCCGGCAUAGCCCUCCAAAACCACCAACACGUAACCGUCCACCAAGUCCACAACCCCGGCGCCAUAAUCCACCACCCAGCGCCCUUCCUCCCCAUCGCACCCCUGAUACACGACCCCUUCCCCGCAAUGUACCCCCAAGUGCAGCUACCCCUCAUGCCAGCCAUCCAACCCGGCGCCAUCACCAUGCAGAACUUGGCCCCCGGAAUCCUGCAGCAGAAUCUCGCCCGCCAGCCGCGCCGUCUGGCGCACAUGAUAACGUACAGCACGACGCGGCUGGCCGGGGGCGAUGCGAAUGGGCACGCGCUGUACGAGCAGGCGCUUCUGGCGACGGGUCUUCACCCGACGAUAACGUUCGAUGUGAGCCACUUUCCUGCGGCGCCGGCGGGGUUGGCGAUGCAGUUUUCGGGGGUGAGUGGGGAGGUGCAAGAGGUUGUUAGGGGGUAUGGGGAGGGGAUGAGGGAUCUGUGAGUACCUGUUCUUCUGUCCCGGCUUGGAGCUGACAAACGUGUAGGGAUGAAGUUGUGCGGCUGAUGAUGAGCGCGUAUGAUCAGGGGAAGGGGUCAUUGCUUUUGAUGG
Molecule: messenger RNA, 995 nt
Organism: Paraphaeosphaeria sporulosa
Lineage: Eukaryota; Fungi; Ascomycota; Dothideomycetes; Pleosporales; Didymosphaeriaceae
Exons: 1
Coding region: 140-856 (238 amino acids)
Source: RefSeq, a predicted model, not a curated record